Molecule: messenger RNA, 2881 nt
Organism: Mercenaria mercenaria
Lineage: Eukaryota; Metazoa; Mollusca; Bivalvia; Venerida; Veneridae
Exons: 2
Coding region: 17-1687 (556 amino acids)
Source: RefSeq, a predicted model, not a curated record
GACCGGAAAUCUUUGAAUGAUACGAGCUUAUAAAGUCGGUUACGCAUUCAAUUUGAAAAUGUCUUGCAUGAGUUUUUUCAGUCGUGCUGUUCGUUUUCUUUGUUGUGGCUUUGUGCCUUCUACACAGGAAGAGCUUACGGACCUCAGCUCUGAGCCGAUGCCUCUCAUCGUGACUCGAAGAGAGAUCCAGGAUGAGGAUGAGGAGCCCACUCCUUCCAUGGCUGCGGAGUGGAUGACGGAUGAUGAGCCAGUAGAGGUUGUGUCCUUGGUGCAGCCGGUGCCAAGUUGUGAGGGGAUGGUAUUUUCUUUUUCUAAUCCUACGGUUGAGACCUCUUCUCCGGUGGCUGUUGAGGUCGAGUCGCAGGAUGUUGGUCAGGCUGUGGUGGAGGAGACAUGCCCCGUUUUCCCGUCUGUGAGUGAGCCACAGCCCAUAGAAAACGCUCUACCUAGAACCACAGACCAGCUCUUGAUUGUGCAAGAGCAGCCAGUUCCCGUGUUUGUUGCGGAGUUGCUCCCAACACUGACCGUUAGUUUCCUUGGCCCAUAUAAGGAACUAGUUGGUGCGGACGAGGAAGGAACUGGGAACUCUGGCAGGUAUGAAGGUGUAGGUGAGACAUUUUCUUCUUCUUAUCCUACGGUUGAGACCUCUUCUCCGGUGGCUGUUGAGGUCGAGUCGCAGGAUGUUGGUCAGGCUGUGGUGGAGGAGACAUGCCCCGUUUUCCCGUCUGUGAGUGAGCCACAGCCCAUAGAGAACGCUCUACCUAGAACCACAGACCAGCUCUUGAUGGUGCAAGAGCAGCCAGGUCCCGUGUUCGUUGCGGAGCUGCUCCCAACACUGACCGUUAGUUUCCUUGGCCCAUAUAAGGAACUAGUUGGUGCGGACGAGGAAGGAACUGGGGACUCUGGCAGGUAUGAAGGUGUAGGUGAGACAUUUUCUUCUUAUCCUACGGUUGAGACUUCUUCCCCGGUGGCUGUUGAGGUCGAGUCGCAGGAUAUUGGUCAGGCUGUGGUGGAGGAGACAUGCCCUGUUUUCCCGUCUGUGAGUGAGCCACAGCCCAUAGAGAACGCUCUACCUAGAACCACAGACCAGCUCUUGAUGGUACAAGAGCAGCCAAGUCCCGUGUUUGUUCUGGAGUUGCUCCCAACGUUGACUUUCAGCUUCCUUGGCCCAUAUAAGGAGCAAGUUGAUGUUGAGGAGCAGGGAUACAGGGACUCUGGCAGGUAUACAGGUAAAACUGAUUUGGAGCAGGAUGAUGGUAAGAGUUGUGUUGGGUAUGAAGGUACAGCUACAGCAGAGGAUGACCAGGUUGUUUGGGAUCGAACCACUAUCUCGGAGCUGGUUGAUGUAGGAGACGACAGCAGAUUGGACACUACGUACGUGAUAGAGUCGACAAACGAGGACUCUGUGGAGGAGAGUCUGAACACCACGUACACGUUAGUGUCGUUGGAGGACAGAUUAGAUAGGACGUUCACUGUUGACACUUGGGAGUGUUUGAACAGAACGUUCAUUAGUAACGAGUAUACUGUGUAUUUCUCAACAGAUGGUGAUGAACCUCCAGUGUUUCCACCAGUUGUUGAUGAGGUCUCUGACUUUGAUGAUUUGCUUAAGUGGUAUCUUAGGGAAUGGAACGGUGAUGUGCUCAGAAUGUAUCCGUCAAGAACAAGACAAAGAAGGGUUAUGUGUUAAGAUACUGAUUUACUCUUCAAACUUGGUAUGCCAGAUAUGUAUACUCGGAUCAAAGGUGUCAUAACUUUUUAAUUGAUAUUUCAAGGUUAAUUAGGAACUCUAAUAUACAAAUAUGUUCUACGUUCUACUCUUCCUCCACAAACCUAGACAUGACUAUAUCUAGAUGACCAGGGUAGAAUCACUAACCUGCUAUAAGCCAACUGGAUGUCUUCCUCAUAUAUCUUUAAAGUUCAUCAUUCAAAUAUCAUUAUUCUUCCAAUCACAUUUAUCCAUUCUCUCAUUAUUUUUGCUUUCAAAUUACUGUUAGGAAUAAAAUCAGAAAUUAGUAAGUACAUUAUUUGUUUCUUUCAUUAAAUUUUUGAAUUUCCAAUAUUUAAAAUUUUGGGGUUUUUGUUGGGUUGAUUCAAUGCCUUUUCCUUUGUUAUUAUCUAUUAAUUGGAUGUAUGCCCCCCACAUGCAUUGUUUAAUAGAUAAUUUCUGACUGUGAGUCACCCAUCAUUAAUCCAUUCUAUUAUUUUUGAACUGCUUUAGCAUUAGGACUAAGUUUCAGAAAUUAAGUACAUUCAUGUUUAUCUUUAAAUUUUUGGUAUGUUUGAAUUAAUAAUUUUUAUAGGCAAGGCGCAGAAAUUAGUAAGUACAUUUGUUUCUAUCUUUAAAUUUUUGAAUUUCCAGUAUUAUUUAAAAUUUUUGGGUUUUUGUUGGGUUGAUUCGAUGCCUUUUCCUUUGUUAUUAUCUAUUAAUUGGAUGUAUGCCCCCACAUGCAUUGUUUAAUAGAUAAUUUCUGACUGUGAGUCACCCAUCAUUAAUCCAUUCUAUUAUUUUUGAACUGCUAGAGCAUUAGGACUAAGUUUCAGAAAUUAAUUAAGUACAUUCAUGUUUAUCUUUAAAUUUUUGGUAUGUUUGAAUUAAUAAUUUUUAUAGGCAAGACUCAGAAAUUAAUAAGUACAUUUGUUUCUAUCAUUAAAUUUUUGAAUUUCCAGUAUUAUUUAAAAUUUUUGGGUUUUUGUUGGGUUGAUUCGAUGCCUUUUCCUUUGUUAUUAUCUAUUAAUUGGAUGUAUGCCCCCACAUGCAUUGUUUAAUAGAUAAUUUCUGACUGUGAGUCACCCAUCAUUAAUCCAUUCUAUUAUUUUUGAACUGCUAGGGCAUUAGGACUAAGUUUCAGAAAUAAAGUACAUUCAUGUUUAUCUUUAAAUU